AGAGAAAGAGGAGGGCAGUUUUGGAAUGACAGAAGACAAGCACAAAGGCUGUGGAAGGAAGUUCAGAGGCAUAUUUAUAAAUACCAUCCCCAUUCCUAUUCCCUUCUGCUGGAAUUGGAAUUGGAUCGCCCACCACUCUCUCCAGCUCCAAAGUCACCGGACUACUGCCUGCUUCUAAAUAGCUUAUAAUCUUAUCUGAAGAUAGAGAUAUCAUCAUGGGAGAGGUGGCAGUAAUGCAUUCUGAGCCUCUGCAGUUUGAUUGCAAUGACAUGAAGCAUAUCACUGAGAAAGAUGUAUAUAAUCUAUUGUCAAACGAAGAGCACAUACUUGGAGAAGAAUCAAGUCAAUCAUCAAAUGACAAAAAGAUCAAUGAUUUGAGAGAGAGAGGAUACAUGAAGUAUGGAUGUCAACAUUACCGAAGAAGAUGCCGUAUUAGGGCCCCCUGUUGUGAUGAGAUUUUUGAUUGCCGCCAUUGUCACAAUGAGGCAAAAAAUAAUAUCAACAUUGACCAGAAGCAUAGACACGAUAUUCCCCGCCAUCAAGUUAAACAGGUGAUAUGUUCUCUUUGUGAGACAGAACAAGAGGUUCAGCAAAAUUGUAUUAACUGUGGCGUUUGUAUGGGCAAGUACUUCUGUGGGACGUGUAAGCUCUUUGAUGAUGAUGUAUCUAAGCAGCAGUAUCAUUGCAGUGGCUGUGGAAUUUGCAGAACUGGAGGAUGUGAAAAUUUCUUCCACUGCCACAAAUGUGGUUGUUGCUACUCAACUCAGCUGAAAAACAGCCACCCUUGCGUGGAAGGAGCAAUGCAUCAUGAUUGCCCCAUUUGCUUUGAGUAUUUGUUUGAAUCUGUGAAUGAUGUCACUGUUCUGCUCUGUGGACAUACAAUACAUAAGAGCUGCCUAAAGGAAAUGAGGGAACAUUUCCAGUAUGCAUGCCCUCUCUGCUUGAAGUCGGUUUGUGAUAUGUCAAAGGUUUGGGAGAAAUUUGACUUGGAGAUUGCUGCUACACCAAUGCCUGAACCGUAUCAAAACAAAAUGGUUUGGAUCCUUUGCAAUGAUUGUGGCAAAAGUUCUCACGUGCAGUUCCAUCUUGUUGCUCAAAAGUGCUUGAACUGCAAGUCCUACAACACACGGGAAACAAGAGGCUGAGCAAGUGGUAAUGGUUAUUUAUAGGACCACUUUUGCUCUCACUUCAUUGCUGUGUAGGUGUAGUGGCAAUCCAAGUGCAUCCUUUAUUGAGGAAAAUGCAUGUGGGAAUUGUCAUUCAAUUGCAGGCAGGCCGAACCACAUCCAAGAGAAAAACGGUUUAUCACGUUGAUGUGGUGUCGAGGGUAGUGUAGAGUCAGCAAUUGUCGUGUUGGUUAUUUCGUGUUGGGGAAACCCUUUUAGUGUUCCAGUGUUCACUCCUGUAAUGUUUGUUUGGGAUUAAUGCCAACUUUCAAAUUAGCUGUUACUUUAUAUAUUUGUAGAAUCGUAACACUGUCUUAAAAGUUGUGUUAAGAUGUAA
Glycine soja is the source of this 1503-nucleotide messenger RNA. RefSeq names its product probable E3 ubiquitin-protein ligase RZFP34. Gene Ontology annotation, cellular component: nucleus. The coding region runs from base 216 to 1145 and encodes 309 amino acids. Lineage: Eukaryota; Viridiplantae; Streptophyta; Magnoliopsida; Fabales; Fabaceae. The record is from RefSeq and is a predicted model, not a curated record. Gene Ontology annotation, molecular function: ubiquitin protein ligase activity; zinc ion binding. Gene Ontology annotation, biological process: protein ubiquitination; ubiquitin-dependent protein catabolic process. The transcript is spliced from 12 exons.